Messenger RNA from Macadamia integrifolia, 4271 nucleotides. RefSeq names its product ABC transporter B family member 15-like. Gene Ontology annotation, biological process: transmembrane transport. Gene Ontology annotation, cellular component: membrane. NCBI's taxonomy places the organism in Eukaryota, Viridiplantae, Streptophyta, Magnoliopsida, Proteales, Proteaceae. The transcript has 6 exons. The record is from RefSeq and is a predicted model, not a curated record. The coding region runs from base 149 to 3931 and encodes 1260 amino acids. Gene Ontology annotation, molecular function: ABC-type transporter activity; ATP binding; ATP hydrolysis activity.
UCUCAGAGAGUGAUAGAGAGAGGAAGGGAGCGCCUCAGAAGUUGGUGAAAGAGACGAAGUUCAGGAGGUUUUGGUGUUGGUUCAUUUGUUUUGUCAACUUUGUGAAUCUCUGUAAUACUGAUUCUGUUUCUCCCUGAAGAGGGAGAAAAUGGGUAAUAAAGACAAAGCAGUUUUGCAGAGCAAGAAUAGCUCCAUUAAAAAGAAGAGCCUUUCCUCUAUCCGUUCCAUCUUCAUGCAUGCUGACAGUAUAGAUAAAUUGCUGAUGUUCCUGGGUUUUCUUGGAGCUGUAGGUGAUGGAUUCAUGACUCCUGUCAUGUUGUUCAUCACUAGCAAAAUCAUGAACAAUUUUGGUUCUGCCUCCAAUACAGAUUCUCACGUCUUCGUUCACAACAUCAACAAGAAUGCUGUGGAUCUAGUCUACUUGGGAAUAGCCUGCUGGUUCGUCUCUUUCUUGGAAGGUUAUUGCUGGACAAGAACAGGGGAAAGACAAGCCACAAGGAUGAGAGCCAGAUAUCUAAAAGCUGUGUUAAGGCAAGAAGUGGGUUACUUUGAUCUGCAGGUUUCAAGCACCGCCGAAGUGAUUACGAGUGUCUCCGGCGAUAGUCUCGUAAUCCAAGAUGCUAUUAGUGAAAAGGUUCCAAAUUUCUUGAUGAAUAUGUCAAUGUUUAUAGGGAGCUAUUUGGUAGCUCUUGUGCUAAUGUGGAAGCUAGCACUAGUGGGGUUCCCAUUCGUAGUGCUUCUUGUCAUCCCAGGAAUGAUAUACGGGAGGACCCUUAUGGGUUUAGCGAGGAAGAUUAGAGAAGAGUAUACGAAGGCUGGUACCAUUGUUGAACAGGCGAUCUCGUCCAUCAGAACAGUUUACUCAUUCGCGGGAGAAAACAAGACCAUGGCAGAGUUCUCUGCAGCGCUUCAGGGAUCUAUAAAGUUUGGCCUGAAACAGGGCUUAGCCAAAGGUUUGGCUAUUGGGAGUAGUGGCGUCUCCUUUGCAAUCUGGGCUUUCAUGUCUUGGUAUGGAAGCAGAUUAGUGAUGUACCAUGGUGGGAAAGGUGGGACUGUCUUCGCCGUCGGAGCUUCCAUCACUGUUGGUGGCCUGGCAUUGGGGUCUGGGCUUUCGAAUCUGAGGUACUUCUCUGAAGCUUCUUCUGCAGGAGGACGUAUAAUGGAGGUCAUAAAAAGGGUACCUUUAAUUGAUUCAGAUAACAUGGAAGGUGAAAUUCUGGAGAGCGUAUCAGGGGAUGUUGAAUUCAAAAACGUCGUUUUCGCGUACCCAUCAAGACCUGAUAAUGUAAUCCUCCAAGAAUUCAGCCUUAAAGUGCCGGCGGGGAAGACGGUGGCCUUAGUAGGAGGAAGCGGCUCCGGGAAAUCAACUGUUAUAGCUUUGCUGGAAAGGUUUUAUGAUCCGCUUAAUGGAGAGAUUUUACUGGAUGGAGUGGCCAUUGAUGAGCUUCAACUCAAAUGUUUGCGCUCUCAAAUGGGCCUAGUCAGCCAAGAACCAGCUCUUUUUGCUACCUCCAUUAAAGAAAACAUACUCUUUGGGAAAGAAGAUGCCACCGUUGACGAGGUUGUUGCAGCGGGCAAAGCUGCUAAUGCUCAUAGCUUCAUAUCUCAAUUGCCUCAAGGAUACGAUACGCAAGUAGGUGAGAGGGGAGUUCAGAUGUCGGGAGGACAAAAGCAGAGAAUAGCAAUCGCAAGAGCAAUAAUCAAAGCACCUCGAAUCCUUCUCUUAGACGAGGCAACUAGUGCAUUAGACUCAGAAUCGGAACGGGUCGUUCAAGAAGCAUUGGACAAAGCAGCGGUGGGACGAACAACAAUUGUGAUCGCUCAUCGGCUCUCCACAAUCCGUAAUGCCGAUGUGAUUGCUGUGGUGAAGGAUGGGCAAGUAAUGGAGACUGGGUCACACGAGGAGUUGAUUCAGGAAGAUAACGGGUUGUACACUUCACUCGUCCGACUCCAACAAUCGGAGAAGAAAGUAGAGGACCCCACCACAAUAACGUUGGCGUAUUCCUUAUCAUCCAACCUUGGUGACAGGAAUAACAAUAGCAGCAGCAGUAGGAGACAGUCCAUGAUCAUUAGUAGAUCAAGCUCUGCAAGGUCAGAGAACAAUCAAGACGACAACGGUGGUGAGUCGACAGAGAAUGGAACCUUGCCUGUGCCAUCGUUUCGGAGGUUGUUGCUUUUGAAUCUUCCGGAGUGGAAACAAGCAAGCGUAGGAUGUGUGAGUGCGAUAUUGUUUGGGGCAGUGCAACCUAUAUACGCAUUUGUGAUGGGGAGUAUGAUAUCAGUGUACUUCUUACAUGAUCAUCAUGAGAUAAAGAAGAAGACGAUGGAGUAUUCUCUGUUCUUCACGGCACUGGCGGUGUUCUCCCUAUUGAUCAACAUAAGCCAACACUACAGCUUUGCGGCCAUGGGUGAGUACUUGACCAAGAGGGUUAGGGAAAGAAUGUUAUCUAAAAUUCUUACGUUCGAGGUCGGGUGGUUCGAUCAGGACGAGAACUCUACUGGAGCUAUUUGUUCCAGACUUGCCAAGGAUGCCAAUGUGGUGAGAUCACUGGUGGGAGAUCGAGUAGCUCUCAUAGUGCAGACCAUCUCAGCCGUUGUCGUUGCCUGCACCAUGGGCCUGGUCAUUGCAUGGCGACUCGCCAUCGUUAUGAUCGCGAUCCAACCCUUGAUCAUCGUUUGUUUCUACACGCGUCGUGUCCUACUGAAGAGUAUGUCCAAACAGGCCAUUAAAUCCCAAGACGAGAGUAGUAAGCUCGCCUCCGAAGCCGUCUCCAAUCUCCGCACCGUAACCGCUUUCUCCUCGCAAGCCCGAAUCCUCGCCAUGUUAGAACGAGCCCAGGAAGGCCCAAGUAGAGAAAGCAUUCGCCAAUCCUUGUUCGCCGGCAUCGGUCUCGGCACCUCCCAGAGCCUCAUGUCCUGCACUUGGGCCCUUGACUUUUGGUACGGUGGACGGCUAGUCUCAGAGGGCUACAUCACUUCCAAGGCCCUCUUCCAAACCUUCAUGAUCCUAGUCAGCACCGGUCGGGUCAUCGCUGAUGCUGGAGCCAUGACCACCGAUUUAUCUAAAGGAGCCGAUGCGGUUGGUUCGGUCUUCGCAGUGCUUGACCGAGUUACCCGCAUUGAGCCAGACGACCCGGAUGGUCACAAGCCUAAUAAAUUGACCGGUCGCAUAGAUAUUCAUGCCGUUGACUUUGCCUACCCAGCGAGACCCGAUGUCAUCAUUUUCAAAGGUUUCUCCAUUAACAUCGAAGCCGGGAAAUCAACGGCUCUAGUGGGUCAAAGUGGGUCAGGUAAAUCGACCAUCAUUGGUUUGAUCGAGAGAUUCUAUGACCCAUUGAAAGGAACGGUGAAGAUCGACGGAAGAGACAUAAGGUCAUACCAUCUAAGGGCCCUAAGGAAGCACAUCGCGUUGGUGAGUCAAGAGCCAGCAUUGUUCGCGGGGACAAUAAAAGAGAACAUAGCGUACGGAACUUCAGGUGAGGUGGACGAAUCAGAGAUCUUUGUAGCGGCAAAGGCAGCGAACGCUCACGAUUUCAUAGCAUCGCUGAAGGAAGGAUACGAGACCUGGUGUGGGGACAGAGGAGUGCAGUUAUCUGGAGGGCAAAAGCAAAGGAUAGCGAUAGCAAGGGCGAUACUGAAGGACCCGGCGGUGUUAUUGUUGGAUGAGGCUACAAGCGCGCUUGAUAGUCAGUCGGAGAAGGUGGUCCAAGAGGCGUUGGAGAGGGUGAUGGUUGGGAGGACAAGCGUGGUAGUGGCGCAUCGUCUGAGUACCAUUCAGAACUGUCAUCUCAUUGCGGUGUUGGAGAAGGGGAAGGUGGUGGAGAAAGGGACUCAUUCGGCACUUUUGGCGAAGGGAUCCUCCGGAGCUUACUAUUCCCUUGUCAGCCUCCAACGAACGCCCAGUACUGUUGCUGCUUUUGGUGCUAACUGAACUAAGGGUGUCUGGCCAUGAUCAUGAUUUAGAAUUUUUGGCUUCCCCUAAUCAAAAUCAACUGUGCAGAUAUCUAAGGAUGAAGCUAGCUAGCUAGAUUCAGCUUGCCUGCAAUUGUUGUUUCACGAGGAGAGAGUUUCAUUGAACGACUGUAGAACGUGAAGAGUGGAUCAGAGAGAGAUAGGAGAGUUGAACUGAUUUGUUUCUCUGAUCCAGAAUAAAUACGAAGAUGGUAUCAUGAUAUGUUAAAAAGCCAAAGGCUUUAUGAAAGUUAUUAGUAAAUAAUUUCAAGAUAUAAUUUAAUAUAAAUAAUUUUAAAUUGAGAGUACCAAUUUACCUA